This is a messenger RNA of Phialemonium atrogriseum, 1833 nucleotides long. RefSeq lists its product as uncharacterized. The coding region runs from base 1 to 1833 and encodes 610 amino acids. The transcript has a single exon. The record is from RefSeq and is a predicted model, not a curated record. NCBI's taxonomy places the organism in Eukaryota, Fungi, Ascomycota, Sordariomycetes, Cephalothecales, Cephalothecaceae.
AUGUCACGACCAAUUCGGAUCGCCAAUGUCAGCGGGUGGGCCGGCGAUAGAAAAGACGCUUGUUUGCGACAGGCCAGAGCAGACCCGGCGCCUGACGCCCUCUUCGGCGACUGGCUCUCGGAACUGACCAUCGGAUGGUCCGCCGAGGCACGCUAUAGGGAUCGGCGGAGUGGGCGGACCGACGGCGACGACUACUUUGUCAAGAGCGUCCUGACUGCGUUCGACAUGGCCGUGGACACCAUGGUGGACCGAAAGCAGAAAUUCAUCACCAAUGCCGGCUGUCUGAGCCCGCGCGGGUGCGCCGAGUCGCUGCAGAAGAUUGCCAGACAGCACGGCCAUGGCCAUCUGAAGUUCGCCUAUGUCUCCGGAGACGAUGUGCUGGAUCGGUUCGAGGACCUGAACAAGCGCAAGCCCUUCAAGCAUUUCGACACCGCCAAGGACCUCACCAGCUCCUCGCAACGGGGCGCCGUCUGUGGCGUCAAUGCGUAUAUCGGAGCGUGGCCGAUCGUGGCGGCCCUCCGGAACGGCGCCGAUGUUGUGGUCACCGGUCGAGCAACCGACGCCUCUGCUGUUGUCGCCCUGGCGGCAUGGUGGCACGGCUGGGAAGAAGACCAGUACAGCUCAUUGGCCAACAGCUUUCUCUGUGGCCAUGUCAUCGAGUGCUCCAUGUACGUCACCGGCGGCAAUUUCUCCGGAUUCAAGUCCAUCGUCGACAAGAGUACCGACUUGUCGUUCCCGGUAGCCGAGGUGUCCGCCGACGGCUCGUUCAUCGUCACCAAGAACCCGGCCGAGAAUGGCAUCGUGACCAGGCAGACUGUGACGGCACAGAUCUUGUACGAGAUCCAGGGCAACAUGUAUCUCUGUCCCGACGUGCAGGCCGACCUGCACGACGUUGUUGUCGAAGAAGUUGGUCAAGACCGCGUUCGCGUCUCUGGAGCCAAAGGCCUUGCACCUCCAAACACAGCUAAAGUCGCAGUCUUCGCCGUCGGCGGCUACCAGGCCGAAGCCUUUGCAUUUGCUACGGGGCUUGAUUACAAGGUCAAAUUUCAGAUGUUCGAGAAACUGGCUCGACACUGGCUCGCGGGCCAGCCGCAGAUCAAGUUCGACGUCUUGUCUUUCCAACAUAUCGGACAGCCAAUCGAGAACCCGAGGACCGAGCUCGAGGCCACCGCAACCAUGCGCAUCUUUGCCCAGGCGGCGAGGGAAGAGGACUUCCCGCCUAACGGUCUCGCUGCCUUGGUCGAGGGCCUAAGCAUGGGCACAUAUCCCGGCUUCCACCGCGCGCUAGACCUGCGCAACACCAUGCCAAAGAUGUACAUGGACUACUGGCCAUCGAGGAUGGACGAGUCCGAGCUCAACAUCAGCUGUUCAUUCUUGGAUGGCAACACGCUACACGUGGCGAACCAUCGAGAGGUCACUGGCCCAGUUCCAUCCGCCUCCUACGACAGCCCUCAGCCAUAUGAGGCUGCGAGGUGGGGUCCGACUGUCCUGUUGCCUCUUGGCGCAAUCGUCAUGGGACGCUCGGGUGACAAGGGCGGCAACGCCAACAUUGGCCUCUUUGUCCGUCACGAGGACGAAUUCGAGUGGUUGCGCACCUUCUUGUCUCUCGAGAGGCUCACUUACCUGCUGGGCGACGAGGCCAAAUUGUUGACGAGUCUGGAGCGGGUCGAGUUCCCGGGGCUGCUGGCGGUACAUGCGCUUUGCAGGGGGAUUCUGGGCGGGGGUGUCUGCAAUACCGAUCGAUUGGAUGGGCUGGCCAAGUCAAUGGUUGAGUUUGUACGCGCCCGCGUUGUGGAGUUGCCGCAAAAGUUUGUAGCCAGGGGCACCAUAUAA